AGUGACAGGCUGGUCUCUGUUCUCUCAGAGGAAAAUAAUUUGUACAAACUGAAAACUGAAACAACAUGAGGCCGCAGGCAAGAGACACCGACCGUCUGUAGACCUGCAGCAGAGAGAGAGAGAGGUGUGAAGGUGGAGCAGGUGGAGGAAGAUGUUGAGACCCUGCAGGCUGCUAAUCUGGCAGGUGGCUCUCAGGUUGUCUUAUCAUGUUGUUACAGCCAGUCUGUGCCUGGGUGGGUCGGACAUCUUUGCAUCGAUCAGAGAGAACAGUCGGACGGGUCAGCUGAUAUCCACCCUCAGUAUCACCGGAGAACCAGGAGGGGGCGCCAUCCGCCUGUGUCUGACCGGAGACAACGCCGACUGGUUCUACUUAGAGGGUCGAAGCAUCCGACUUAACAGCUCCGCCUCCAGAGUCCUUGACCGAGAGGUUCAGGGAUCAGUGCUGAUAGCAGAGCUGACCUGUUAUGAGGACGAUGUCAUACAGAGUCAGUACAGGAUCCUGGUGGAGAUUGUGAAUGAGAAUGACAACAGACCGAACUUCCUGCAGGAGACGAUUCAGCCGUUCACUAUCAGCGAGCUGACAGCAGUGAACUCUGUGGUUUUCACUGUGAAGGCUGUUGACGCUGAUGGAGACAUGAUCACUUACAUCAUUGAUCAAUCAUCGCGUGACGCCUGGUUCUUCAGGAUUGAUCUACCCAACACUGGAAACAUAGUUCUGGACAAACCACUGGACUAUGAGACCAGAACGCAUCUGCAGGUGAUGAUCUGGGCUCAGGAAGCGAACACUGUGGAGAAAUUCAACACGUCUGCUGUUCUGACGGUGAUCAUCAAGGAUGGAGACGACCAGUACCCUCACUUCCUGCCCUGUACACCUGUCUCUCCAGGUGUUCCUGUCUGCAUGAACCCCACCUACACCACCAACAUCACACGCAAACAGCAGGAUGCGGUUCUGCAGUUUUCUCCUGGUCCAAUCAGAGCAGAGGAUGGAGACAGAGGGAUCAACACUCCUCUGAUCUAUUCCAUCCUGUCCGGUGGUGAUAAGGGUAGAUUUGAGAUCAACAACAGGACAGGUGAGAUCAGGUUAACCCGACCUGUGAACGACCAGCAGCUGAUGGCAAACUUCACACUCAGUGUCAUGGUGUGUCAGGCCAAUGACCGACUGAAGUACAGUGUGGCAUCGGUUCUGAUCAGAGUUCUCAGUGAGAACAUGUUCCCUCCAGUCUUCAACAGAACCACCUUUAAAGGUUUCAUCAUCCAGAGCUCUAGCCCCGCCUCCAUCAUCUCCACCUAUGGGAACCAGGUGUUACAGGUCCAAGUGUCAGAUGAUGACUUCCCUGAUGGCCGGAAUCCAAACAUCCACUACUCCCUCCAUCCUCCAUCUGGACUGUACCAAGUCACCCAAGGGGGGGUUCUGAUCGCCAGGACAGACCAACUGCACACAUUUGCAAGACACAUACUUCAGGUUGUUGCCAGAGAUGAAGAGUCAGGAGAAGAAGUUUCAGCUUCAGUGGACAUUGAAGUCCUGCAGCGAGGACAACCAGGUGAGAACACCAGCAGCAGCAAGUAACACUUAGACUCACACUCUCUCUCUCUCUCUCUCUCACACACACACACACACACACACACACACACACACACACACACACACACACACACACACACACACACUCUUACACACACACACACACACACACACACAGCAGUGCAGUGGGUUGUAAAGCAAGGGUGGGGGGGCUCUUGGAAGUCUUCCACUCCACUGAUCACAAACUGAUCAGUCAUCUGUUUCAUUAAUGAGAUAACAGUCUCAUUAGAAACACAGACACUCAGCAGGACAACAGGAUCUGUUAUUCAUAGACAAAACUAUAACACAUCAUAGUGACUUAUGGCCUCUUUGGUUCUGAAUGAAUUUAUUCAUUAUGACUCAUGAUUCACAAAUGAAGUCUGACUAUUUAGCAGAAAAGUCAAAAAGUUUAUUAACAGCUGAUGUCACAGAUGUCAGAUGUCAAGUUAUGACCUUCAGAAUGAUCCCAUAGAUGUCUGACAUAUAUAACUCUCUGUAGUCCCUUGUUCACUGACAUAAAUUUUCAUCUUUUCAGUUCUCGUGGUGCAUUCACUGACAUAAGCUCUAUCCUGUUUUCAGUCACUUGUGCUGC
This is a messenger RNA of Acanthopagrus latus (yellowfin seabream), 2153 nucleotides long. RefSeq names its product protocadherin-15. Gene Ontology annotation, biological process: homophilic cell-cell adhesion. Gene Ontology annotation, cellular component: membrane. The record is from RefSeq and is a predicted model, not a curated record. Gene Ontology annotation, molecular function: calcium ion binding. The transcript has 13 exons. The coding region runs from base 152 to 1567 and encodes 471 amino acids. NCBI's taxonomy places the organism in Eukaryota, Metazoa, Chordata, Actinopteri, Spariformes, Sparidae.